AUGAGUGGGAGUGGGAGUAUGAGUGAUGUGAGCCCAGUUGGAGAAGUCAAGUGGAUUGUGGCGUGUUGUGCUCUGCUUUUGAGCGAGGGGGAGAGAGGGAUUUUGAGGGGUGGCACAAGCACGCCCCUUGGCAGUGACAAUUCCCUGGGCUCUCUUGUGCUGUAUGAAGGAUGCCAUGCUGAGUAG
Molecule: messenger RNA, 186 nt
Organism: Sclerotinia sclerotiorum 1980 UF-70
Lineage: Eukaryota; Fungi; Ascomycota; Leotiomycetes; Helotiales; Sclerotiniaceae
Exons: 3
Coding region: 1-186 (61 amino acids)
Source: RefSeq, a predicted model, not a curated record